AGGGUGGCGGUAAUGAGAUUCUCCACUUCUCUCAACCACCAAAGAAGAAUUACGGGAAAAGUCAAGCGGCGAGGAGUGGAUGAACACGUAUGAUGCGUAUGAGCACCCCAAUGUUAGAAGAAACAUGGCAUUACCCGUUGGUUGUGAGCAUUAUGUUCGCAGCUGUCUGUUGAAAGCCCCCUGCUGUGGUAAACUGUACGUGUGUCGGCUGUGCCACGAUGCAGAGGAGAACCACCAGAUGGACCGCUUCAAAGUCAACGAGGUGCAGUGCUCCGAGUGUCAAACCGUUCAACAGUCUCAACAGACAUGUAAGCAGUGCCAGAAGCAGUUUGGGGAGUAUUACUGUGAUAUUUGCCACUUGUUUGACAAAGAUAAGAAGCAGUACCACUGUCAGCCUUGUGGAAUAUGCAGGAUUGGGCCGCGGGAGAAGUACUUUCACUGUGAGAAGUGCAAUUUAUGUUUAGCUCAGGAUCUUCGAGGAAACCACAAGUGUGUGGAAAAUGUAUCGAGGCAGAACUGCCCCGUGUGCAUGGAGGAUAUUCACACGUCCAGAAUCGGCGCUCACGUUCUGCCUUGUGGCCAUCUUUUACACAAGACCUGCUUUGAUGACAUGGUCAGAACUGGAGCAUAUCGCUGCCCUCUGUGUAUGCACUCUGCUUGGGACAUGAAGGACCACUGGGAUCAGAUAGACAAAGAGAUUGCUCACUCACCAAUGCCCUCUGAAUACCAGGGUGUUACUGUCAAAGUCAUUUGUAACGACUGCCAAGCCCACUGCACGGUGCCUUUCCACGUGUUGGGGAUGAAAUGCACCGGCUGCAGCUCCUACAACACGGCGCAGGACGGCGGGCUGAUCCAGCAGCCGGCACCGCCGCCAGGGGACGAUCAGAACCAGGCCGAGGCGGAGGCCGAAGUGGAGGCCGAAAUGGAGGCCGAGCCGGAGCAGGGAGGUCACACCCAGUCGCCUCUGCCGCAUUAACCCACCCCAUGGACCCGGAUGGCACUUCCUGUAACAUUUGACUUCAAAUCAGUUUCAAACUAGACUGAGCUUCUCUGGCUCCUCUGCUUGGCCAGAAAUCCCAGCAUGCAGCAGGGGAGGACGUUCCACGCCGAGCGUUUAAGAAACACCAGUCAAACUGAGCUGUGCAGCAGCUGUGGGACGCACAGCUGCUUAUCCGAUGCGUUCAGGGUACAGGUGUUACACACAGAUCCUCGAUGGUUGUCGUCCUGCAGGUUUUAGACGGUUCCCUGCUUAUGCACCUCUUGUUAACAUCAAUGUGACAUGAAAAGGCUUGUGCAGAGCUUAAUCUUUUAGGUGUAGGAGCAGGGAAACGUCUGAAGCCUGCAGGACCCGAGUGUGAGACCCAUGGUUUAGGGAGUGUCAGGAAAGUGUCGGGAGUGGUCAAGCUCAUAAAUGUGAUAUUUACAUUUCAGAUGUUUCUGUUUUCAGACUUUACAAUCGUCAUUCUAAUUGUUUAUUCUACUCUGAAUUGAAGGUGUAAUGGUUUUUAAAUCAGUGUGAAAACCUGAGGCCUCUGUUUCAUCUAAGUGAGGAUUACAGCCCCUUGAUUGAAAAACAAGCUCAACUUGCAAAUGCCACAAUAAUGGUUUCCCAUUUUACGGGUCUGAAAUAAUUUUAACCAGGCAGAGGAUGCUGUUGGCUUUGUGUUAGCUGCAGUGUAUACAGCUCCUGAUGUUCUGAUUACCAGUUCUUGCAGUGACAAAUGUUUCCAGAAUCCUUCCUCCUUUGGGUGAUGUGCCAUUUUGCAAGUAACAGUGACUGUAAUUAAACCAUUAAAUAUUUGCUCAUGUUCAAGGCCACUUUAUGGAAAAAAUCUUUACAUUUGCACCAGUUGGAAAAGUACCAAUAUUGAAUAAGCUGAUCUGAAACAAAUGGGAAGUGUAGCAGUUGAAGUUAGAUUUACAUAAAGUUAAUAUCAAUUUAUAUUGUGCCACUUCAUCUGCAAUUCCCCCUAUUGCUUGCAGGGUGGAGAGACAAUGGUCU
Menidia menidia (Atlantic silverside) is the source of this 2002-nucleotide messenger RNA. Lineage: Eukaryota; Metazoa; Chordata; Actinopteri; Atheriniformes; Atherinopsidae. The record is from the annotation of a GenBank genome assembly.